Molecule: messenger RNA, 416 nt
Organism: Halichondria panicea
Lineage: Eukaryota; Metazoa; Porifera; Demospongiae; Suberitida; Halichondriidae
Product: BBSome-interacting protein 1-like
Exons: 3
Coding region: 92-322 (76 amino acids)
Biological process (GO): cilium assembly; receptor localization to non-motile cilium
Cellular component (GO): BBSome
Source: RefSeq, a predicted model, not a curated record
CCUAGUCUCGAGGCUAUGAUCUAACUAGUGGGCGUUGUCAUUCUCUAGAAAGAAAAAAUAACUGAGAACAAGAGCUUUACCUCUGUCCAACAUGCCUGCAGGAAAGGGCCAUAUAAAGAAGCAGACGUUCACGCAAGUGCUGCCCAAGGCAGGCAUGCUCUACACUGAGGAGAGUCAGAGCAUGGUGCUCUGUAAACCUAAGAUCAUGCCCCUCAAGUCAGUCACUCUGGAGAAACUAGAGAAAAUGCAGAAAGAUGCACAGGAAGUGAUGAGGCUACAGGAUCAGGAAGCAGCUACUCCAGAGAUGAGUGAUGAACAAUGACCCCUCCUACAUAUCUAGCUAGGUCUUUAUUGCUCGGUGUGCAACAUUAUCACUUCAUCUAUAAAUGUAGUAAUAAUAAAUUAAUUUGUCUCCA